Molecule: messenger RNA, 1444 nt
Organism: Alternaria rosae
Lineage: Eukaryota; Fungi; Ascomycota; Dothideomycetes; Pleosporales; Pleosporaceae
Product: NAD-binding Rossmann fold oxidoreductase family protein
Exons: 3
Coding region: 158-1261 (367 amino acids)
Molecular function (GO): nucleotide binding
Source: RefSeq, a predicted model, not a curated record
CCCGCUUUAGCUGCAAGGCGCGGAAGUGCGGAAUGCGAUGUUUCCGAUGAUUGAUGCAAAUAAUGGAAACGUGCCCGCUGUCUUCAAAAAAGCAAUCUGAUCGCUCCCAGUUUAUUGUGCUGACAACGCCCAAAGUCGCGUACCCUACUCAGAUAUCAUGACCAACUCACAAAAACGUAUCGGCCUCAUUGGCUUGUCCGCUAAAGGAUCUUGGGCAUCGCGCUCCCAUCUUCCCUACCUCCAACGCACUCCGCACUAUACGAUCACCGCUCUCCAAAACAGCUCACUCGCUUCAGCGCAAGCAUCCGCCAAACAGUACUCUCUGGACUCUGCAUCCACCCACGAUUCUCCCAGCUCGGUCGCCCAAGAUCCCAACGUAGACAUCAUUGCUGUCAGCGUGAAUGUACCCGAGCACUAUGCUCUCAUCCGUCCGGCUCUCGAAGCAGGGAAGGAUGUUUUCUGUGAAUGGCCUCUAGCCCGCAAUGCGGAGGAAGCAGAGGAAUUGACAGCUUUGGCCAAAGAGAAGGGCAUAAGGACUAUGGUGGGCUUGCAAGCACGCCAGAACCCAUCGAUCUUGAAAGCGAAAGAGAUUGUUGAGUCGGGGAAGCUGGGAAAGAUUUUGGGGACGACAAUGUUCGGUCAUGGCAUGAUAUUUGGCGGCAUAACUAUGCCCUCGUACUCGUACAUGCAUCCCAUUGAAAACGGCGCGAACCUUCUCACUAUCCCCUUCGGCCACGCCGUAGACGCUCUCUGCUACGUCUUCUCGAGCGAACUACAAUCUAUCUCCGCUGUGCUGUCAAACAGAUACCCAGAGCUCCAGCUCGUAGACGAGAACUACCAACCCCUCGGAGAAACGAAGACCAAAACCUCUCACGACUUCGUCUCCAUAACCGCAGAGCUCAUCAACGGCGGAGGUAACGUUGAUGUGACAUAUGCGCCAGGUUUAUCACGUAGCGGACGAGACUUCUACUGGGAGAUCAUCGGAUCCGAGGGUACGCUUGUACUUGAAGGACCGAAAAUGGGUGGACAUGUGCAGAUGUUCCAGCCUACCAUCAAGAUCGCGCUGGGCCAAGAGGAGUUGAAGGAAGUUGAAGUAGAGAAGGCUGAGGACUUUUCGUUCAAUGUGGGUAGGGCUUGGGAUGCAUGGGCUGGAGAGGGCAAGGGCAGUGUUACGACUUGGGAGGAUGCUGUUGUUAGACAUAAGAUGAUUGAGGCGAUCUAUCGGAGUGCCGAGAAGGGGACGAGGGAGGACUAUGUGUAAGCGGCCAGACAAGAGACACAUUGAUAGGCAUGUGGAAGAGAAGACCGGAAUAAGAAGUUGAUAAAGUCGGGAUGAACAGAUGGAGUUUAGCGUGGAAAUCUUCGGCUACACCCCGGCUCAACGCCUUCGUCGCAUCUUCUCCAUCAUCGCCAUCUCACCAUCACCAAUUCCUUCGCACCCAUG